Molecule: messenger RNA, 2043 nt
Organism: Menidia menidia (Atlantic silverside)
Lineage: Eukaryota; Metazoa; Chordata; Actinopteri; Atheriniformes; Atherinopsidae
Source: the annotation of a GenBank genome assembly
AUGGAGGAGGGCUGGGAGUUAUCUAAGUGUGUAGAAACAGGAAAAGAGGAGAAAGAAAUGAAAAAUGGAGGAAAAGCAGGUAGAGGACUGGAUGGGGAUGAAAAGAGGAAAAAGGGAGUCCGUGUCACCGGCGACCUGACAAACAGCCCAAAGAGUGUGAUACCGAGCCGUGGCGUGUCGGAGAACUGUUCGGCCGCACACCUCAGACCUCAGACAAGCCCGGACAAUUCAGAGUGCUGUCAGGGCUGGGAACUCUCAGUUUGUGUCCUGUAUACUCAAGGAAUAGCAAACCGGGAGUGGAGGGAGUUCGGUCGGACGGAAGUCAUAGACAACACCCUCAACCCCGACUUCGUCCGCAAAUUCAUCUUGGAUUAUUUCUUUGAGGAGAGACAGAAUCUACGCUUUGACCUUGGGUUUCUGGCCACCUGCACUGUCCAGGACGAGCGGCAAGGCAGACCGGGCGUCUCCCAGCCCUCGCUGGGCUGGAUAACGCCCUCCGUUUGGGAUGCUAUCGCCCGCCCGGAUCCAAAACACAUCCACUCAGCAGAAAAUCCAGAUAUCUCUCCUGUUGGGCAUCUCCAAAACACCUACCAUGGGGAGCCCAAAGGAGCAAAAGAGGGCUGGCGACUUUAUCUGAAACACUCCCGGAGGAAAGGGUUCCUUACCCUGUUCCAAAGGCUCGUGAGUGUGUGUGAGGACGUGAACCUGCUGAUGGGAUGCCUGCAUCCUAACGGCCAUUCCUCCGAUCGGUAUGAUUUAGACUGCAAGAGCGACAACCUCUCCAAGCACGAUUUCCUGGGCCAGUCUUUCUGUACACUGGGCGAAAUAGUUGGAUCCCUGGGAAGCCGCUUGGAAAAGCCUUUGAUUGGAAUCCCUGGAAAGAAAUGUGGGACCUUUAUAGUGAGAGCUGAGGAGCUGAGCAACUGCAGGGAAUCAGUGAUGCUACAGUUUUGUGGCAACAAGCUGGACAAGAAGGACUUCUUUGGAAAAUCGGACCCAUUUCUAGUUUUUUACCGCAGCAAUGAAGAUGGCUCGUAUACCAUCUGCCACAAAACAGAAGUGGUGAAGAACACUCUGGAUCCAGUGUGGCAGGCUUUUAAAAUUCCUGUCAGGGCGCUGUGCAACGGAGACUAUGACAGGAGCAUUAAGGUGGAGGUGUACGACUGGGACAGAGAUGGAGGCCACGACUUCAUCGGUGAAUUUAGCACCAGCUACAGAGAAAUGUCCAGAAGCCAGUCGCAGUUCCAUGUCUACGAGGUGUUAAAUCCAAAAAAGAUGGGAAAGAAGAAGAAAAAGUACCAAAACUCAGGAACGGUCACCCUCCUGUCCUGCCUGGUGGACACUGAGUUGUCCUUCCUGGACUACAUCAGAGGCGGGACACAGAUUAAUUUCACGGUGGCGAUUGAUUUCACGGCGUCGAACGGCAACCCUUCCCAGCCCACAUCGCUCCACUACAUGAGUCCGUACCAGCUGAACGACUAUGCCAUGGCUCUGCGGGCCGUUGGGGAGAUCAUCCAGGACUACGACAGUGACAAGCUGUUUCCUGCACUGGGCUUUGGUGCCAAACUCCCCCCGGAUGGACGCGUCUCUCACGAGUUUCCCUUGAACGGCAAUCCCCAGAACCCGUACUGCAACGGCAUCGACGGCGUGAUGGAGGCCUACUACCAGAGCCUGAAAUCUGUGCGUCUCUACGGGCCCACCCACUUCUCCCCCGUCAUCAACCACGUGGCCAGGUACGCGUCGGCAGUGACUGACGGCUCGCAGUACUUCAUCCUGCUCAUCAUCUCCGACGGCGCUGCCUCUCUGCCCAUGUCGAUUAUAAUAGUCGGGUUCGUCCCGUUCAGAGACUACAUUGACCGGCGAGGUAACCACAUCCUCAGCAUGGCUCGUCUGGCCAAAGAAGUGCUCGCCGAAAUCCCCGACCAGUUCCUCUCCUACAUGAGGACCCGGGGGAUCAAGCCGGGCCCCCUGCCGCCGCCCUACACCCCCUGCCCCCCCCCGGCCAUCCACCCCCUCCUCACCAGACGAGUCAGCCGGAUCUGA